Molecule: messenger RNA, 2589 nt
Organism: Folsomia candida
Lineage: Eukaryota; Metazoa; Arthropoda; Collembola; Entomobryomorpha; Isotomidae
Exons: 2
Coding region: 1-2589 (862 amino acids)
Source: RefSeq, a predicted model, not a curated record
AUGGAAGUAGCUAAAGCCCUUGCAAAAAUAAUAGAGGAAGUGAUCACCACAAACUCGGAGGAAUCAUGGUUCAAACUUUUCUCGUUUCCAUACGCAGUCGUCCCUGUUCCCACCAAAUCUGUCAAAGUUAAAAAUUUAACAACAUGGGUGAAAUCAAGAGUUCUGCAGUGGUCAAUAACCCAAAUUGUAACACCCUCGAGACCACGACCACAAUUCGCCAAACCCUCACGUCCUCAAGAAACUAUUGCAAAGAAGGUGGAAGCAAAAUUGGCAGACGGCGAUGUACGGGGUGCAAUUCGUUUAUUGACCUCUGAUGACACAAUUGCCCCAAAUAAUCAAGAAACCUUGGAUGCCCUCAUCACUAAGCAUCCCCCACAUCCAGAGCCAACUUAUUUCCCGAACGCACCGGACAAGGCAGAAGUUUUGGCCCCUGUUGAUCCCAAAGAAGUCCUCACCGCAAUCUCUAGUUUCGCUCCAGGAUCGGCAGGAGGACUUGACUCUCUUCGCCCUCAGAUUUUGAAGGACCUCGUCAUCUCAGAGAAUGGAGAACCUGGGACCAAUUUACUAAACGCGAUGCUAAAAUUUUUAGAUCUUGUUCUCAGGGGAGACGUGCCAAAAUCUAUUUGCCCAAUCUUCUUCGGGGCUUGCAUGACCGCACUUAGAAAGAAAACUGGGGGCAUUCGUCCUGUCGCUGUCGGCAAUACAUGGCGUCGUCUCAUCUCGAAAAUUGCCGUCGCCCGUAUGUCAUCUACUCUGGUCGAGAUUUUCUCCCCUCAUCAACUAGGAGUGGGGAUUAAAGGAGGCGCUGAAGCUGCAGCCCACGCAGCACGUAUUUACUGGAAUUACUCACAUGAUAGCCCCAAGGCUUUUUUAAAAUUGGACUUCCGUAAUGCUUUCAAUGAAAUCCGACGAGACACACUUCUCCAAAUCAUUCGAGAAAAAUUCCCAAAUUUCUACCGUUUCGUGAGCCAGGCCUACUCCUCCCCCUCGGAAAUUUUCUUCGCGGGAACACCCAUCUCCUCCCUUUGUGGGGUUCAACAAGGUGAUCCACUCGGACCAGCUCUCUACGCUCUCGUGAUCCAACCAAUUGUGGACUUGAUUGACACAGAGCUGAAUAUGUGGUACUUAGAUGACUCAACCAUUGCUGAUUCGCCGGAGAAAGUCUUAAUGGCAAUGCAAACCAUCACACGUAUGGGGACAGAAGUCGGUCUGCACCUUAACACUACAAAAUGUGAAGUGGGAAUUCUGGGUGUAGUCGACGACCAAACUCGUGACGAAAUUUUUGAGCUAUUUCGUUCAACAGCUCCGGGGAUACAAAAGAUCUCUCCUGAAAGUGCUAUGCUGUUAGGUGUCCCACUCACCGAUGAAGCCAUUCCUACAAUACUAGGAGCCAAAACCGAGGAAAUGGAAAAAAUUAGCACGCGGCUACUCAAACUCUCCUCCCACUCAGCCUUUUUCCUUCUCCGUGCCUCCAUGUCAACACCUCGCCUAAUAUACUUUCUCCGCUGUGCACCGACAUGGAGAAGAUUUGACGCCCUUACUCUUUAUGAUGCCAAAUUAAAAAAUGCUAUGGAGGGAAUCAUCAACUGUUCCCUUUCCCCUCAAUCCUGGUUACAGUCCUCUCUACCCGUCAACAAAGGUGGUCUUGGGGUCAGACACGCUAUAGAUGUGGCGAUUCCGUGCUUUCUAGCGUCUAUCUAUAGCUCCCUGCCUCUUGCGGAACGCCUACUUCCACCACAUUUACAUGGCAUCGAUACCGCCAUCCAAGAAGGAGAGGAACGCUGGAAAUCACUUGGUUCAUCGCCACUUCCUCCACUCGAGAUACGAGGUAUCCAGGCAAUAUGGGAAAUACCACAACAGGAAGGUGUAAUCAAUCACCUCACAACUAAUGCGACUACAUUAGAAGACAAAGCUCGCUAUCACGCCAUGUCACAACCCAAUGUUGGAGCGUGGCUCAACGCUAUCCCCUCUCCUCAACUCGGCACACAUCUUCCUAAUGAGACGUUUCGCAUCGCCGCCGCUCUUCGACUAGGCUGUGACAUCUGCCAGCCCCACAAAUGUUCUUGUGGUGAACAAGUGUCCACGAAAGGCUAUCAUGGUCUCAGUUGCAAAAAUAGUGCUGGACGUCACUCCCGUCAUGCCGCAGCCAACGAUGUCAUCGCCAGAGCCCUCAGAUCUGCAGGAGUCCCUAUAAUUAAAGAGCCAGCUGGGUGUGCCCGUGAAGAUGGGAAACGUCCAGAUGGUCUCACACUUAUUCCAUGGGCAAGAGGAAAAUCGGUAGUGUGGGACUUCACGUGUUCCGAUACAUUUGCACCAUCGUACCUCCCACAAACUAGUAUUCGCCCAGGAGUAGCAGCUGAGAAAGCAGAGGACCGGAAGAAGAAAAGAUAUGAACAACUUAUGGACAGUUUCCUUUUUGUCCCAAUAGCCAUCGAAACAACAGGGAUUUGGGGUAAAGAUGGCUUGUCAUUUAUUAAAGAAAUCGGGUCCAGAAUCACAAACAUCACAGAAGAGGGCGACAUCCUUUUUAUUGCAGAGAAUGAGUAUCACUGUUCAAAGAGGGAAUUUAUGCUAAUAUUAUGGAUGUAA